AUGGCCAACUCGACUUUUGCGACGCCGCUGACAGAACUAUUUGGUAUCCGCCAUCCGGUGAUGCUUGCUGGUAUGGACACCGCCGCAGGCCCUGAGCUAGCCGCUGCGGUAACUAACGCUGGCGGCAUAGGUAUCAUUGGCGGUGUGCUCCUCUCACCAUCCCUGCUCCGUUCAUCUAUACGCACCCUGAAAUCCCAUCUUCACGACCCCAAAGCACCGUGGGGCGUUGAUCUUCUUAUCCCUCAAGUUGGCGGAAACGCGAGGAAGACUAACGAGGACUACACGCACGGAGAGUUGGCUAAGCUUGUGGAGGUUAUUAUCAGUGAAGGCGCGAGGCUUUUUGUGUGCGCAGUGGGCGUCCCGCCAAGGUGGGUCGUGGAUCGGUUCCAUGAGGCGGGCAUACCUGUUAUGAAUAUGGUCGGCCACCCAAAGCAUGUCCCGAAAGCAUUAACCCAGGGCGUAGACAUGAUAUGCGCCCAAGGUGGAGAGGCGGGCGGUCACACGGGAGAUAUUCCAUUCAGCAUUCUCAUUCCAGCCGUUGUCGAUUUAUGUAGCAAAGCCAAGACGCUUAAGGGCGAUCCGGUCCUUGUUGUCGCAGCAGGCGGCAUCGCGGAUGGGAGAGGGUUGGCUGCGGCAUUGGUAUACGGCGCAUCCGGCGUCUGGGUCGGUACACGCUUCCUCGCAUCCACCGAAGCUGGCGCGCCACAGAUGCACAAAGACCUCGUUUUGAGCGCAGGAUAUGAUGAUAUUGGUCCGACACUCAUUUAUUCUGGGAGGCCAAUGUGCGUAAGAAGGACCAAGUAUGUUACAGAGUGGGAAACCACACGUCGACGUGAACAAGAAGCCCUCCUUGCACAGGGGAAAAUACCGUACAAAAUCGAUCUGGAGCAGCACCCUGAGAAGGUGGUGGAGAGUGCGCGUUGGGUCAUGGGAAAAGUCGCAGGCUCAAUACAUGAUAUCAAACCAGCGAAAGAUAUCGUUGAAGAAAUCGUUCGCACUGCAGCGGAACAACUGGAGCGUUCUGCAGGGCGUAUAAGAACCAAGUUGUGA
Molecule: messenger RNA, 1050 nt
Organism: Desarmillaria tabescens
Lineage: Eukaryota; Fungi; Basidiomycota; Agaricomycetes; Agaricales; Physalacriaceae
Product: 2-nitropropane dioxygenase
Exons: 9
Coding region: 1-1050 (349 amino acids)
Molecular function (GO): nitronate monooxygenase activity
Source: RefSeq, a predicted model, not a curated record